This is a messenger RNA of Meyerozyma guilliermondii ATCC 6260, 1044 nucleotides long. RefSeq names its product alternative oxidase. The record is from RefSeq and is a predicted model, not a curated record. Gene Ontology annotation, cellular component: mitochondrion. Lineage: Eukaryota; Fungi; Ascomycota; Pichiomycetes; Serinales; Debaryomycetaceae. Gene Ontology annotation, biological process: alternative respiration. The coding region runs from base 1 to 1044 and encodes 347 amino acids. Gene Ontology annotation, molecular function: alternative oxidase activity. The transcript has a single exon.
AUGAUAAGAUUGGCUGAAAUGAGAACUGCAAGUGCCAUGCAUGGUACAUUCCGGUCUUCUGCCGUUGGAGUUCCGGUCUUAAUGCGCAUAUCAACGGCUGCAAAAUCCACCUCGUCAAACUCAUCAACUUCCUUAUUAGAUAUUUCUACCAAGGUGCUCAAUGAGUCAGAUAUAUUGAAACAUGACGACAAGUCGUUCAUCACUCACAAUCUCUUUCCUCAUCCUGAAUUUGGAACCAAAGAAUGUGAAGAAGUGAAAUAUGAACAUAGAGAACCUCGUAAUGUUUCCGAUACAAUUGCAUUUCGAGGAGUCAACUUUUUCCGGUGGUGCUUUGAUAUGGUUACAGGGUACAAGAAACCACGUAACGACCACGAUUUGGAAACUGGAUUCAAGGGAACAAGAUGGGAAAUGACGGAAAAUAAAUGGUUGACUAGAAUCAUUUUUUUGGAGAGUAUUGCCGGGGUUCCAGGAAUGGUUGCUGCAUUUUUACGUCACCUUCAUUCUCUUAGAUUGCUCAAAAGAGACAGAGCUUGGAUAGAAACGCUUUUGGACGAAGCUUAUAACGAGCGUAUGCAUUUAUUGACGUUUAUCAAGUUGGGACAACCUUCUUGGUUUACUCGUUUUAUCAUCUAUGUUGGUCAAGGUGUGUUUUGCAAUGCGUUUUUCUUGUGCUACUUGAUGGUCCCAAAGUACUGUCACAGAUUCGUGGGUUAUAUUGAAGAAGAAGCUGUGAGUACUUAUAGUCAUUUGGUGUAUGAACUCGACACAAAAAAACUUCCCAAAUUUGACCACAUGAGAGUUCCACCAGUGGCCAUUCAAUACUGGACAGAACUUGACGAAAACUCCACUUUCCGUGAUUUAAUCUUGAGAGUGCGUGCAGACGAAGCCAAGCACCGUGAGGUGAAUCACACAUUGGCAAACCUCGAUCUGACCGACAGAAAUCCAUUUGCUAUGAAAAUUGAGGAAGUCGACAAACCUCAGCCAGAAAAUGGAUUGAAGGUGCAAAGACCUACUGGAUGGGAGAAGAAAGAUUUGAUUUUGUAG